Molecule: messenger RNA, 1053 nt
Organism: Thermochaetoides thermophila DSM 1495
Lineage: Eukaryota; Fungi; Ascomycota; Sordariomycetes; Sordariales; Chaetomiaceae
Exons: 4
Coding region: 1-1053 (350 amino acids)
Biological process (GO): maturation of LSU-rRNA from tricistronic rRNA transcript (SSU-rRNA, 5.8S rRNA, LSU-rRNA); ribosomal large subunit assembly
Cellular component (GO): nucleolus
Molecular function (GO): rRNA binding
Source: RefSeq, a predicted model, not a curated record
AUGCUCCGUCAAAUAAAACCCCGGAAUGCGCGCUCCAAGCGCGCGCUCGAGAAGCGGGCACCGAAGAUCGUCGAGAAUCCCAAGACUUGUCUGUUCCUCCGCGGCACCACUUGCAGUCAGAUUACCCAAGAUGCCAUGAACGACCUGUAUGCUAUGCGGCAGGUGCAUGCGAAGCGCUUCCACAAGAAAAAUGCAAUCCACCCAUUCGAGGACGCCACUUCGCUGUGCUUCUUUUCCGAGAAGAACGACUGCAGUUUGAUGGUCUUUGGCAGCAGCAAUAAGAAGCGGCCACAUACUCUGACGUUUGUGCGUAUGUUUGAUUAUAAGGUUCUGGACAUGCUGGAGUUCUAUCUCGACCCCGACACGUAUCGGAGCAUAUCCCAAUUCAAAACCAGCAAGAUCCCGAUCGGGAUGCGCCCGAUGAUGGUAUUCGCGGGAACUGCAUUUGAAUCCCCCGUACCGAACGCCUUUACCAUGGCCAAGUCCAUGCUAAUCGAUUUCUUCCGCGGCGAGCCCUCCGACAAGAUUGACGUGGAAGGCCUGCGCUUCGUCGUCGUCGUCACAGCCGAUGAGCCCACAUCCUCGACCUCGACCAACAAUGACGGCGAGAACCCGGCCCCUCUCCCGGGAAUGACCGACCCCCGAAGCAUUGACCCCUCCCAAAAACCGAUCCUGCGCCUGCGCGUCUACGGCAUCCGCACCAAGCGCUCGGGGACUCGUCUGCCGCGCGUGGAGGUCGAGGAGCACGGUCCGCGGAUGGACUUCCGCCUGGGCCGGAUGCGCGAGCCCGAUCCGGCCAUGCUCAAGGAGGCCAUGAAGAAAGCCAAAACGCCGCAGGAGGAGCGGACCAAGAAGAACAUCUCGAUGGAUUUGCUGGGCGACAAGAUUGGUCGUAUCCAUAUGGGCAAGACCGAUCUGAGCAAGCUGCAGACGAGGAAAAUGAAGGGUUUGAAGAGAGGGAGGGAUGAGGAUGAGGGCGGUGAAGAUGAUAGAACGGACGUCGUGGAAGCUGGAAGCGGGGAGAAGAAGAAAAAGAAGAAGGUCAAGGGUUGA